Vicia villosa (hairy vetch) is the source of this 444-nucleotide messenger RNA. RefSeq lists its product as uncharacterized. The record is from RefSeq and is a predicted model, not a curated record. Lineage: Eukaryota; Viridiplantae; Streptophyta; Magnoliopsida; Fabales; Fabaceae. Bases 1 to 444 code for a protein of 147 amino acids. The transcript has 2 exons.
AUGGCAAAGGAUAAAGGUCAAAGUGUAGAACCUAGACAAGUUAGUAAGGAAAUUUUAAGGUGGACAGAUGAUAUGGAUCAAAUAUUGUUGAAUGCUUUGAUGGAAGAAGCAAACAAAGGGAAUAGGCAUGAUGGUGCAUGGACAAUAGAAGCAUACUCCAAUGUCGUAGAUGCUUUACGGUCUCUCGUUGCUCCAACCAUGACAAAGCAACAUAUAAAAAAUAGAAUGAAAACUUUGAAAGAUCAUUUUGCUGAAUCAUAUGAUCUAUUUGGUAGCUUAAGUGGAUUUGAAUGGAAUCCAACAACAAGGAGGUUCGAGGCCGAGAACGAAGAAAAACCACAUGCUGCAAAGUGGAAAACCAUGCAAAUUAAGCAUUAUGGUGUUUUGAAGGAGCUUUUUGGCCUAGACCGAGCAGUGGGAAAAAAUCCUCUACUAAUAGAAUGA